Molecule: messenger RNA, 1050 nt
Organism: Fopius arisanus
Lineage: Eukaryota; Metazoa; Arthropoda; Insecta; Hymenoptera; Braconidae
Source: RefSeq, a predicted model, not a curated record
CCGAGGAGCCAUACGAUGUUCCAAACUGCAGGACCGAGAUCUUGGACCAAGUUUUACUAUCCAAGUCAUCAUCGCGGAUCAACCAGCCAUCACUUUGAACUUGACACGCGUAGAGAACAGCUUCAUAAACAGCGGGGUCAUCAUAUGGAUCGCUGAACAAGAAAAAGAAAGUGGUGAAAUCGAAUACAUUCGGGACCAUGCGACCAUGCGAGCAGUUGGACGUUUCACUCUUUACAGGGAUUACGAAAAUGAAGCUGCAAUUGUUGUAUUUCAUGACGCUCACCUUAUUAAAGGGUGGGUGCAGAAUCAUCGAUUCGAAAAUCUUGUAAAGAUUACAAAUGGAUCGGCUGAUUUUAAUGAAAUCUUUGUUUUGAAAGAUGAGUACUUGUCUUUGGAUUUCAGAGAAUUGACUGCUUGGAUCCCUUACACCUCAGUAGUGAUUCGAUUAGCUCACGAAGAUGUCAGCAAGGGCAAACGAAAUGCUGUGAUGACAACGAUUGCAAAUUGGAAUGCCGUAGAGAUGUUCUAUGUUAUAUUCGAUAAUGCUCCAGUCAGAAUAAAUAUCAUUGGCAUCAUCCUCCCGACAGAUAAGGAAUCCAACUCUUGGGUGACAUCCAACAUAUUCCAAAAUGAAACUGGCAAUUAUUUGAGUCCUCAAAGUUUAAUUGACCUACAUGCAUAUUACUCCGAUCUUACUGAGACAAUAUCCGUACUCAGCUAUGUCCCGGAAAAUGUCGAUAUUAACGCAACGAAUGCAGCAGGACAAGCAGCCAGGAGCCAGGGCCAAAAGACGCGUGUUGCUAUCAUUCGAACUGAGGAAUCACCCUCAACUACUGCUUACAAACUCAGUCGUCUAUCGUCGAGUUCACAGCACGAUGGGCGUGAAGAGUGCAGGGAUGAGGCAUGGAAUAUAAUUCCUCGGAGAAGUGCAACAUGGCUGAAAAUGGCGGAAAAUGAAUAACUAAUAUGAAGACAUAUUUGCAGUGAUAAAAUUAUUAAAAUCUACCCGUCGAUGAAAAUUAAAUAAUGUACAAUCUCCCAUAAACAGAA